AUGUCGUUGAAAACCAGGGCGUACAUUAAGGACUACUGCAAGAGGAACGGCCUGCUGACACUCUCCGUCUUCGCUGUAGUGACGGGCUGUGUGCUUGGAUUUGUCCUCAGGUCCUUAAACCUUUCCACACAGGCUAAGAUCUACUUCUCCUUCCCUGGAGAGCUGCUGAUGAGGAUGUUAAAGAUGUUGAUUCUGCCGCUCAUCACCUCCAGUCUCAUGUCCGGCCUGUCAGCCAUGGACACGAGGGCAAGUGGUCGGCUGGGAGUCCUGACCAUCACCUACUACCUGUGGACCACCUUCAUCGCUGUCAUCGUCGGCAUCGUGCUGGUGCUCAUCAUUCACCCGGGGACGGGCUCAGAGAAAGACGGCCACCAUGCAAGUUCAGGGCCUGUUAUGACCUCCGCGGACGCUCUGCUGGACCUCAUCAGGAACAUGAUCCCAUCAAAUCUAAUUGAAGCAACUUUUCAGCAGUACCGAACGGACCUGCUCCCGAUUGUACAGAACUCUGAUGUAAAAGACUCUCAGGCCAACUAUGUGUAUAUCAUGCCCGACUACCACAACCCUCAACUGGGCCACCCAGUCUUCUUGGAGAUCACCCCUGCUCCCGACAUCAAGUAUAAAAUCGUCCCCAGCACCAGCAAGGGCAUGAACGUACUGGGGAUUGUCAUCUUCUCCGCCACAAUGGGUCUGCUGCUGGGAAAGAUGGGAGAACGCGGGGCGCCAUUAGUGAACGUGUGCCAGUGCAUCAACGAGUGCGUCAUGAAGAUUAUUAACGCUGCCAUGUGGUACUUCCCCUUUGGCAUUGUGUUCCUGGUGGCAGGGAAGAUCCUGGACAUGCACGACCCGGCCCACCUGGGAGAGAAGCUGGGCAUGUACUUCAUCACGGUCCUGUGUGGUUUGUUUGUGCACGGCCUCAUCCUGCUGCCUGCCUUCUACUUCUUCUUCACUCGCAAAAACCCCUUCACCUACAUCAGAGGGUUGCUGCAGGCUCUCGUCAUUGCACUGGCCACAUCAUCCAGCUCAGCCACAUUGCCCAUCACCAUGAAGUGUCUCUUGGAGAACUGUGGAGUGGACCGGCAGAUCGCUCGCUUCGUGCUGCCAGUGGGAGCUACCAUCAACAUGGAUGGGACUGCCCUGUACGAGGCAGUGGCGGCCAUCUUUAUCGCCCAGGUCAAUGAGUAUGACUUGGACUUUGGUCAGCUGGUCACUAUUAGUAUAACGGCGACAGCAGCCAGCAUCGGGGCAGCUGGGAUACCUCAGGCGGGUCUGGUUACCAUGGUGAUUGUCCUGACCUCUGUGGGGUUGCCGCCUGCUGACAUCUCGCUGAUUGUGGCCAUAGAUUGGGUUCUUGACCGGUUCCGGACUAUGAUCAAUGUUCUUGGUGAUGCCUUAGCUGCUGGGAUUAUGGCUCAUUUAUGUCGGAAGGACUUUGAGAAAGCAGCCAAUAAUGGUGCAACUCCUACCCCAUCUAAUGCAGAAAACGGAGACACAGUAAUCUCCUUUGGUAAUCAGAGCGUGGCAAUGUCCGAUGCUCCUCUGAUCACGCACCGCUGCGAUUAUGUGUAUGAGGUGGAUGGAGACAACGUGCUGGAGAAACCUGUGGCCUGCUACAACCUCUGCCAAGUAUGA
Messenger RNA from Perca flavescens (yellow perch), 1629 nucleotides. It is a transcript of the gene slc1a8b, whose product is annotated as solute carrier family 1 member 8b. Lineage: Eukaryota; Metazoa; Chordata; Actinopteri; Perciformes; Percidae. Gene Ontology annotation, molecular function: neutral L-amino acid transmembrane transporter activity; glutamate:sodium symporter activity; L-glutamate transmembrane transporter activity. The coding region runs from base 1 to 1629 and encodes 542 amino acids. The record is from RefSeq and is a predicted model, not a curated record. Gene Ontology annotation, cellular component: plasma membrane. Gene Ontology annotation, biological process: L-glutamate transmembrane transport. The transcript has 11 exons.